UCUUCCGCUCGAGAGAUACCUUCUCAUUGAUAUCGACGACAUAUUUGUUGGCGAAAAGGGAACCCGAAUGAAGAGAUCUGAUGUCUUCGAGUUACUCGACUCUCAGCGACGCCUGAAUCAACUGAUCCCAGGCUUUCGAUUCAAUCUGGGAUUUUCGGGCAAAUAUUACCACAAGGGAUACGCCGAUGAGGACUACGGCGACGACCUGUUGUUGGAACACGCCGAUAAGUUUUGGUGGUUUUGUCAUAUGUUUUCACACACUCAGCCCCACCUCUACAACAAUAUCACUGUCUUAGAGAAUGAAAUGAAAAUGAACCGCGAAUUUGCACAGAAACACAACAUACCCUUAGACGCCGGCUAUUCAAUAGCUCCGCACCAUUCGGGUGUAUAUCCAGUUCACGGACCACUAUAUGACGCCUGGAAA
Molecule: messenger RNA, 424 nt
Organism: Medioppia subpectinata
Lineage: Eukaryota; Metazoa; Arthropoda; Arachnida; Sarcoptiformes; Oppiidae
Source: the annotation of a GenBank genome assembly